This is a messenger RNA of Labeo rohita (rohu), 1425 nucleotides long. RefSeq names its product integrin alpha-M-like. The transcript is spliced from 12 exons. Bases 103 to 1425 code for a protein of 440 amino acids. Lineage: Eukaryota; Metazoa; Chordata; Actinopteri; Cypriniformes; Cyprinidae. The record is from RefSeq and is a predicted model, not a curated record.
UUUCUCUCAGCCCCACUUAAGUUUCUUCACUCAAACUUGUGACUCAACAAGUACCAGUGUCUUUUGUUCACCCUCCAACACUCUUUGUCUCUUGUUGCAGAAAUGGACUGGAAUUUCCGGUUGCCUCUGUGUUUGUUUUAUGUAUGCCAUUCAGUAAUGGCUUUCAACAUUGAUCCUGUGACCUGGAAGACUUUCACAAACAAUAAAAACACUGGCUUUGGCUAUAAAGUGAUACAGAAAGGUGCAAGUCUGCUUGUGAGUGAUCCUUUAAUACAACACAACCAAACUAAAAGAGGACAAAUUUAUGACUGUUCUGUCACCAGAGGAAACUGCGUUCCACUGUCAAUUAAUGUCCCAGCUGAGGCUGUCAACAUGUCCCUUGGACUAUCAAUGUCUAUAGAUCCUCAGUCUUCAAAAGCAGUGGUUUGUGGUCCAACCAUACCCAAAAACUGUGAUGUAACCACUUACAACGGCAUGUGCUUUAAAAUCAGUUCAGAAAAUGUUGUGAGCAAAUCUGUGCCAAGGACCUUGAGAGAAUGCCCAACAUCUCAAAUUGAUAUCGCUUUUUUAUUGGAUGGAUCUGGAAGUGUAUAUUAUGCAGAUUUUGAUAAGAUGAAGGCUUUUGUUAUAGAAAUGAUCAACAGUUUUAUAAACCAUGACACACAGUUUGCCAUUGCACAGUUUUCUACAUAUUGUGAAAUUCAUGACACGUUUCAAGUCAAAAACGCCAAGGCAUGGGAAGACGCAGUGACUAAGAUAAGUCAAAGAGGAGGAGGGACUUACACCGCAGAAGCUAUAAAACAGCUUGUGAGAGAGCUAUUUGUAAGUGAAGGAGGCGCAAGACCAUCAGCCAGCAAAAUUCUGGUUGUUAUCACAGAUGGUGAAUCAAGUGAUAAUUAUUUUUUGACUGAAGCUGUUCAACAAGCACAAGCCAAAAAUAUAACACGAUAUGCUAUUGGGGUUGGCAAUGCUUUUAAUUUUGACGAAGCAACACAGGAGCUGGCGAUUAUUGCAUCUUCACCCACCAAUAAGCAUGUGUUCAAAGUAACUGACUUUGACGCGCUGGACAGUAUUCGUGAACAACUCAAAGAGAACAUUAUUGCCAUUGAAGGAACCCAGACCACUGGCGAUUCAUCUCGGAUGGAGUUUGCACAGGAUGGGUUUAGUGCAGCAUUAACAUCAAAAAGAGAUAUAAUAAUGACUGCAGUGGGAGCUUUCCAGUGGAAGGGCGGAUAUCAGCUGUACACACAAAAUGAUCAGUUAAAUGCCUUUCAAGCUGGAAGUCAGCAUGACAGUUAUUUAGGAGGAUCUCCUCUCACAGGCAGGGAGUACCAUCCUGCACCCCCGCCCGGAGCUGUGGAAGCUGUGGGUGUGGCCCUGAGGGGCACAGCUCAUAGCUUCUGGUCUCUCAACCGAGGUUGUUGA